ACUUAGUACUGACCGAACAGAAUCGCAGCAUUAUAGCCAUUUUAUAGCAUUAUUUGUCUGUUUACAUUUCAAGAAAAAACAAAGCAAACAGUUCUUCAUUCUGUGGCGUUUGAGUAAAUCGUUUGUAUCGAUUGAAACUGUCAUGUAUAUCAUAACAAAAAUUACUAUAUAUCAGGAAACUAGCUUGUUGUGAUUGUGAAGUGGGCAGAGCUUAAAACUUAGGCUUAACUAAAUGUAGGCUACUUUCAGACCACGCUGUACUAACAACAAAGUGGACAAACACAAAAACAAACAUUUUGUCAUUUUUUAUUACUAUUAUUAUUAUUACACUUCAAGAGAAGCUGUGUUACAGAUGCAAGUUAUCUAAAAAGCUGAAAAAAUGAUGAAAAAAAAUAAUAAAAUGUCUACAUUUCUACUUGUACUAUCUCGCUUUAAUCUUAAGUGUUUUCACACACCACAUGAGCAGCUGCAAAUGAAUGACUAUCACAUAAACCCGGAUCAAAACAGAAAUGUAAAUGCAAUUCUUUCACAAGCGAAUCAACAUAUUUAAGUGUUAAUGCCGCCCUGUCGUGGAGACCUUUCAGAUUACAGGCAGGACCUUGAUUGGCUUUGCAUCUAAAAAAUAAUAAUAUUAAUAAGUUAAUAUUUUUAAACAGAAACGAGAUUUUGAGGAGAUGUUGGACUAUAAGAUGAUCCGUUUUCAUGUCUUUUAUGACAACAGUAAAACAGAUGUACCUUUUCUACACUGUUAUUUUAUUACUGGAGUGUUGUCUCCUUGGCCACGCCCCUCUGUUGACGUCAGAACCCGGAAGUGUGAAGUGAACCCCGGGAAUAAAAGCAGGACAGACGGCUGAAUGUGGGCUCCAGAAGAGGAGGUGGUUAUGAAAUGGGAAAGCGAGCAGGAGUGUAUGAAGCAGAGGUUGGUGUUGGAGGACACUGAGGCGUGGCAGAAGGAGCCGGACUUUAGAGGGCUGGAGAGAGUCGGGGGAGUCGACCUGUCGUUUAUUAAAGGAGAUGAACACAAUGCCUGCGCUCAACUUGUCAUACUCAACUACCCCGACCUCCAGGUGGUAUACGAUGUCAGUGAGAUGGUGUGUCUCAGCUCUCCGUAUGUUUCAGGAUUUUUAGCCUUCAGAGAGGCUCCACCACUGCUGCAGCUUCUUCUCACACUGCAGAGAGAGCAGCCCGAGCUAAUGCCACAGGUGUUGAUUGUGGACGGGAACGGCCUGUUUCACUACCGAGAGUUCGGUUUGGCAUGUCACCUCGGCGUGCUGCUGGACCUGCCCUGUGUGGGUGUGGCUAAAAACCUGCUCCAGGUGCAAGGUGUGGUCAAGAAUGAUGAGCACAUGUCACAGAUCAGCGCUUUGAGUAAAGCAGGUGACACUUUCCCACUUGUCACUGAUUCAGGAAAAAUACUGGGAAAGGCUCUGCGCAGUUCAGACCGCAGCACUAAACCCGUGUACGUGUCAGUGGGUCAUCGGAUUAGCUUGAACACAGCCGUCCGUCUCACACACUUCUGCUGCCGCUACCGUGUUCCUGAACCCACACGACAGGCGGAUCUGCGCUCGAGAGAAUACCUGCGAACACACUUUCCCUCGCCCAGCUAAUACACACACACACACACACACACAGGUGCUGGAGGAUGAAAGAAGAGCGUUGAAGGUGUGUGUGUGUGUGUGUGUGUGUGUAUGUGUUUGUGAUUGAGAGAGAGAGAGUAAUAAUUCAUGUGUCUAUAAAACAAACCAAAGAUAUUUUAUUUUAAAUAAUUGAACAAUACAACUGAGUUCUUUAGAAAUGACUCAUUUGCUAAAAGAUGGGUAAAGGUGUGUGCGUGUGUGUGUGUGUGCAUGUGUGUGUGUGUGUGUGUGUGUGAGAGAGAGAGAGAGAGCGAUGAAGCAGAUUUCAGCUCUCAGUGUGGGGUUUUUCUCUCAUCUCUGCUGCUUGGCUGUGUGUUACGUAAUCUUUGCUUACUGCAAUGAGAGACAGGCAUCGACACACACACACACACACAGAGAUAUAGACACACCCAUUACGGAUUGCCUCUGCAUCAUGUCAGACACUGCAGCUCAUAAACGAGAGAGAGAGAGACAGAGAGAGAAGUAUAGAGAGAGAGACAGAGAGAGAGAGAGGGAGGUGGGACUGAAAGAUAGAAUAAGAAAUAAAGGAUGAAAGAAAAAAGAAAGGGAGCAAGAGGGAGGGACUGUGAUCGAGUGGGAAAUAACGGUUGAGAGAAAGAAAGAAAUUACCCAAUUAACCUUUUAAAGAACCCUUGAAGAGCCUUUUUAAAGCCAAGAACCCUUAAUUAUCCAGUACACCCUUAAAGAACCCAUGAAGUGGUUUUGUUCUAGAAGACACAAAACCAUAUUAAUCUAAUUCACCCUUGGAGAACACUUUUUUUUUUAAACAAAGAACCUUUAAUUAUCGAAUGAACAUUUUAUAGAACCUUUGAAGAACCUUUUUUGAAAGCCAAGAACCCUUAAUUAUCCAGUACACACUUUUUACGAUCUCAAGUAGAGAUUUUUGUUUUCUAAGAUUUUUUAAUGCUCCCCUGAAGAAAGUUUUUUAGGAAACUAAGAACCCAUAGUUAUCCAACAAACCCUCGACGAACCCUUUGAUCUUGAGAGUGUGUAUUGACUGGGUAGGUAUGCUGCACUAACUCUAAAUUAUUACUCAUUAUUUUCUUUUUAUACCUGUACCUACCUGUCAGGAGCUUAACAUUUAAGUUCUUAGUAGAUGCUUCACAUCGUCAUUUUGCUCUUCUGAACUGCCGCUCCAUCUCAGAUAAAGCCUCAUACCUCAACAAAAUAAUCACUGACAAAAACUUUGAUAUGUUACUACACGUCAAAACCUGCCAAGUACCCAGUGAUUACUUGCAGCUGAACCUCCUUACACCAGAUGGAUAUAGACACCUGUCCAGACUGUCUCCGUGGCAAGGGGGGUGGCCUUGCUGUCAUCUGUCGAAAUGAUUUGCAUCUCGCGCAACUUGAUUUUCACAACACUAAUACAUUCGAAUAUAUGGUACUGAAGAUUGAUUUUCAUUGUCCUCUCACAAUUAUUCUACUAUAUCUUCCUCCUAAGGCUCAGUCUGACUUUGUUUCCCGAACUCAGUGAACUGCUAACUCUUGCCUGCGCUUCGUCAUCAUUUGUCCUCCUGCUUGGUGACUUUAAUAUUCAUGUGUAUACAGUGUGCUCGAACUCAUCUCAACUAUUGUCUGUUUUUGACUGUUUCAAUCUGACUCAUCAUGUGACUUUUUCUACUCACAUCCAUGAUCAUACUCUUGAUUUAAUCUGUACAUCUGGGUUUGAUAUUGCUUCAGUCUCCACUUUUGACACCAGCAUCUCUGAUCAGUAAGCUCAUUGAAUUUAGACUCAGUCUACCUGCUCAAAAGAAAUGUAGUAACACAAUGAUAUAGAAUGUUCCCUUUCCAGAACCUUCACACUAACUGUCCCUCAGUGGUGGAAUGAACUUCCAACCUCAAUCCAGACCACAGAAUCUCUCACUAUCUCCAAAAAACAGCUAAAGACCUACUUCUUCUGUGAACACGUAACUAACCCCUAAAAUGCCAACCGCACAUUAUUUAUUAAAAUAAUAAUAAUAAUAAAAAUAAAAACUUACUCUGGCUCUUACACCUCUACUCUGUGCACUUUGCUUCUCUAGAACUCAAUUAUAAAUCUUGUAUGGUUGCACUACUUGUAUUGUUCUCCGCUUGAUAUAUCGCUUUGCUUGUAUUUCCUCAUUUGUAAGUCGCUUUGGAUAAAAGCAUCUGCUAAAUGAAUAAAUGUAAAUGUACAUGAUUUCCUAUCGGGACCUUAAAUCUGUUGAUGCCACACUCUCUGCUCCCAUUGCUUUUGCUCCCAUUUCUGAUGUUUUAGAUAUUUCCUGUCCUUUAAUGAAACUCUCAAAAUACCACUCUGUUAUUUCUGAUAUUUUGCAUAAGCAUGCUCCUAUUAAGACCAGGCCUGUCCCCUCCUCCCACACUUCCCCCUGGUAUACACCUGAGCUCCGGGCCUUAAAAGUCAUUGGUAGACAUCUUGAGGCUUUAUAGGAAAACUGGUCUUACUGUUGAUCAUCUAGCUCUCAUUGAUCACCUCAACACAUACAAAACUGCUCUGAACUCUUCGCGGUGUAAUUAUGUUUCCACAAUGAUCAAUGAAGCAAGCACUAAGGCCUUUCCAGUGUGGCCUAAGGUUUUGUUUGACACAAUCAAUAAGCUCACCCAACCCCCAGGUCAUGAUGUUCACGCAUGUGAGAGUUCUGUUGCGCUUUCCUGAAUUAUUACCAGGAAAAUUUGAAUCCUGUCUGCCAGUGCUUUAUAGGCAAGGCCGAUAUUAGUUUUCUGCCUGACCACGCUUCUCAACAAUUGUCUAUCUUUACUCCUACAAACCCCUCUUCUAUCAGUGACUUAAUACUGAAAUCCAGUUCUUCAUCCUGCCACCUUGAUCCUGCUCCAACAUUUCUCCUCACAUGCCAUCAUACUGUCCUCUCUGCACCUAUUUCUCACUUCAUAAGCAGAUCUUUAGCUUCUACGUCUCUCCCUCUACCAGUUAAAACUGCGGCAGUGACACCAGUUCUUAAAAAACCUAACUUAAAAACUUUCAUUUUGAAAAUGCUGGAAAAUACUGUUGCCUCCCAGCUACAGUCAUUCUUUGCUCAAAAUAAUCGCUUUGAUCCCUUUCAAUCUGGCUUUCGUCUUCUCCAUAGUACUGAAACUGCCCUCGAAAUUGUUGUGAAUGACCUAUUACUCUCUAGCGACUCCGGUUCUCUUUCUAUUCUUCUAUUACUCGAUCUUAGUUCUGCUUUUGAUACUGUCUAUCAUGACUUACUUCUCUCCCACCUCUUGGAUGUUGGUGUCACGGUUGCUGCUCUUUCCUGGCUUACUUCAUAUCUCACGUAUAGACAGUUUUACAUUUCUAUGCAGGAUUAUAAAUUGUUUACUGUAUGUGUGAAAUUAGGUGUCCUUUAGGGAUUGGU
Messenger RNA from Ictalurus furcatus (blue catfish), 4972 nucleotides. Its product is annotated as endonuclease V-like. Lineage: Eukaryota; Metazoa; Chordata; Actinopteri; Siluriformes; Ictaluridae. The record is from RefSeq and is a predicted model, not a curated record. Gene Ontology annotation, molecular function: single-stranded RNA binding; RNA endonuclease activity producing 5'-phosphomonoesters, hydrolytic mechanism. The coding region runs from base 855 to 1607 and encodes 250 amino acids. The transcript is spliced from 9 exons. Gene Ontology annotation, biological process: DNA repair. Gene Ontology annotation, cellular component: cytoplasm; nucleolus.